Molecule: messenger RNA, 5846 nt
Organism: Epinephelus lanceolatus (giant grouper)
Lineage: Eukaryota; Metazoa; Chordata; Actinopteri; Perciformes; Serranidae
Source: RefSeq, a predicted model, not a curated record
AGAGAGACCUGCGCCGCAUUGACAGGAAACACGGAGUCAGAGCUCCGGUAGCGCCGACAGCACAGAGGAGGAGCUGGAUCUUUUUCUGAUGCCGCUGCGGAGUUGACGGUGCCCGGUGCAGCAGAGGGGAGAGGAGCUGCGGACCAGUGCAGGAUUGAUCGGGAUGGAGAUACAACACAGUUAUCCAGCACUGCUGUACACCUGGAUGCAAGAGCAGCACUGACAGAGGUCUUUUGAGUGGUCACAACAGAGUGGGUGGACAGACGGAAGCUAAUUGUCCACAUCAGUGAACGUCCUCGGCGCGGCUGUCAGGAGAACUGCCCUAGCCAGUCAGGAGAGGCGAGGGACGAGGCCGGCCAAUCGGAGGGAGAGAGAUGUUGGGGCAGGGCAGCCAUGUGGCCCUGGCUCUUGUGUCAUUACUGUUGCUACUGUGGCAUGAAGCAGCACCAAUUGAAGUCCCACAAGACCCAAAGAUCCUGCAAGACUUAAAGCAGCCCCCAACUAUAGUCAAACAGUCAGUGAAGGACUACAUUGUUGACCCCAGAGAUAACAUCAUCAUCGAGUGUGAGGCCAAGGGCAACCCAGUGCCAACGUUCUCAUGGCGAAGGAACGGGAAGUUUUUCAACAUUGGAAAAGAUCCCAGGGUGACGAUGCGUAAACGCUCGGGAACUCUGGAGAUCGGUUUUCGUAGCGGAGGACGACCAGAAGACUAUGAGGGAGAGUACCAGUGUUUUGCCACCAAUGACUUUGGAGUGGCUCUGUCCAACAAAAUCCUGCUCCGGGUCUCAAAGGCUCCUCUGUGGCCUAAAGAAGUGCUGGAGCCAGUGGUGGUGACUGAAGGCUCCUCGCUGGUUCUACCCUGCAACCCCCCACCGGGCCUGCCUCCUCCGUUCACAUUUUGGAUGAACAGUGCUAUGACUCCGAUCCCUCAGGAUAAGAGAGUGUCCAUGGGUCUGAACGGAGACCUCUACUUCUCAAAUGUUUUGGCCAAAGAUGCUCACACUGACUACAGCUGCAAUGCUCGCUUCCUUUUCACACACACCAUCCAGCAGAAGAACCCCUUCACACUCAAAGUUCUGACCAAGGAGCCGUAUAAUGACACAUCUUACAAUGCCACUGACCCCUAUGGUGGCCGUAAAGUAGCCGAGUCCACGCCGACCUUCCUCUCACCCUCAGGAACUGAGAGCUCCAAAAUGGUGCUACGAGACGAACAACUGCUACUGGAGUGUAUCGCUGCUGGACUUCCGACGCCCACCAUCAAGUGGUUCAAGAAGGGCGGGGACCUGCCAGGGCACAAAGUGAAGUUUGAGAACUACAACAAAACCCUGAAGAUUAUCAACGUGUCAGAGGAGGAUGCUGGGGAGUAUUUAUGCAUGGCCACCAAUCAUUUAGGUGGCAUACGCCACUCCAUCUUUGUUGUGGUCAAAGCGGCUCCUUAUUGGCUGGACAAACCUACGAACCUGGUGCUCGCUCCGGACGAGAACGGGCGCCUGGUGUGUCGGGCUAACGGCAACCCCAAACCCAACAUCCAGUGGCUGAUCAAUGGACAGCCUAUAGAGAUCGCACCCCCCAGCCUGAGCCGGCAGGAGCUUGGUGACACCCUCAUCUUCCGCUCGGUGCAGAUGGGAAGCAGCGCCGUCUACCAGUGCAAUGCUUCUAACCAGCACGGCUACCUGCUGGCCAAUGCCUUUGUCAGCGUCCUUGACAUGCCUCCGAGGAUGCUGGGCCCUAAAAACCAGCUGAUUAAAGUCAUUGAGAACAACCGCACCUUCCUGGAGUGUCCCUUUUUUGGUUCCCCUCUGCCAGAUUUGCGCUGGUUUAAGAAUGGACAGGGCAGUGGGCUGGAUGGUGGUCAGUACCGUGUUUACAUCAAUGGCACCCUAGAGAUCAAACGGGCCCGAGCAGAGGAUGAGGGCACCUAUACCUGUGUGGCCAACAGCAUCCUGGGCAAGGCCGAAAGCCAAGUUCGCCUGGAAGUCAAAGAGCCGACUCGUAUAGUUCGAGCCCCGGAACAUCAGUCAGUCAUCAGGGGCUCCACGGCUCGCUUCAACUGUAAGGUGAAGUCUGAUCCCACUCUGCCCAAUACUGUGGCCUGGACCAAAGAUGACAAGCCUCUCUACAUGGGAUGGAGGCUGAGGAAAGACGAGGAGUCGCUAACCAUCCCCAAUGUGAAUGAGGGCGAUGAGGGCUCAUACACCUGCACUGUUAAAUCUGAGAUAGACGAGGACUCAGCCUCAGCCCGCCUCACUGUGUUAGAGGAAGCCUCCCUCAACCCCUCAGUCUCUAGUGCCUUGCCUCCAGACCGUCCAGACCCUCCCAUGGAUCUGGAUCUGUCAGACCCUGCAGCCCGCAGUGUUCGCCUCACUUGGAUCCCUGGAAAUGACCACAGGAGCCCAGUCAAAGAAUUCCUGGUCCAGUUCGAGGAGGAUCGCUGGGAGCCCGGCAGGUGGCAGGACCUGGCCUCUUACCCCGGAGAUCUCAACUCUGUCAUUCUGCAGCUUGCCCCCUUCGUCAACUACCAGUUCAGGGUCAUCGCCAUCAACUCAGUGGGCCCGAGUCAGCCCAGCCGCCCCUCGCCACGAUACAAGACAAGCGGAGCUGCCCCAGAUGCCAUUCCUAGAGGUUUGCGAGGCUGGGGAUCCAAGAAGGACAACAUGGAGAUCACCUGGGAGCCUCUGCUUGAUCUGGAGAGAAAUGGCCCAAACCUGCACUACAGUGUGUGGUGGAGACGGAAAGAUUCGGGAGAGGAGUGGAGAAAUGUGACCACGGUGGGGUCCAAACAUGUCGUCCAUAACACAGAAACUUAUGUGCCUUAUGAGAUAAAAAUCCAGGCCAGGAAUGAGUUUGGACACGGACCUGAGUCUAAUGUGGUGACUGGAUACUCUGGAGAGGACGAGCCCACUGAUGCUCCCACUGACCUGAGGGUGUCAAAGGUUGACAGCACCAAGGUGAACAUACACUGGAAGCCUGUGGACCAGAGCUCUGUCCAGGGAGAGUUCAAAGAGUACAGAUUGCACUACUGGCGUGAGUCCAGCCUGGUUCCAGGUCUGGUGGUCAGUAAGGAGAAGAAGACAAAAGGUUUCUACAGUAUGGUGGCCGAGCCAUCUGGCAUCCUCAGCGACCUGGUGCCCUUCUCUAAAUACAAGAUGUUCAUGGUUGUGGCCAACAACCUCUUUGAAGGUCCACCCAGCAACACGAUGGAAUUCACUACUAAGGAGGGAGUGCCAGAUGCUCCGAAGUUUUUCAGGAUUAACCGGAGAAGUUUUGACACCAUCCACCUUGAAUGGGACAAACCUCUGGAGCCCAAUGGCAUUCUGAUUGGAUACCACCUCAAGUACCAAACAGUCAAUGGCUCUAGGAUGGGUCGUCCCCAGUCGGAGACUUUCCCUCCUAAUGAGACAGAGUUCACCAUCCGCCUGCCGGACAGAUCUACCCGCUACAAGUUCUACCUGUCAGCACUCACUCAGGUGGGAGCAGGGGAGGUCUUUGCUGAGGAGUCACCACACUUCGCAAAUGAAGAAAACAUUACUGACUCUACAGGUCUAGUUGAGCUUACAGACCCCACCGUGGCUUCAGCUCUCACUCCUACUCCUCCUCCUCUCGCUCCUCUUCCUCCUACUACCAUCGCUCCUACAACCAUUAGUACCUCAACUUCUACCACUACUACAACUACAACUACUACUACUCCUUCUACCACCACCACCACAACUGAGGCGACCACUACCACCAAACCUCCCGAGCUGGUCACCACCAAGCGUAUUGAUCAGAAUGUGUUGGUGUCCCCUGGGCGGGAGAUCUGGAAUCUGACGGUGGAGCAUAACAGUAACUACGCUAACGUCAGCUGGAGACACAACUUCCCGGCCGGCAGCAGCGAGUUUGUGCUAGAGCUCACACUGGACAGCGACAAGUCGGUGAGAAAUGUAACGGUGAAACAACAGCCCCCCAUUAAAGUGGCGGAUCUGAUCGCAGGCGCCACGUACCAUCUGAGGGUUUACUCACAUGAGCUCAACAGCGUCAGCAGCAAACCUGUCACCUUUAAGACCAAAGCAGCCUACAUAGACCAGGUAGACAUUGCCACUCAAGGCUGGUUCAUUGGCUUGAUGUGCGCCAUUGCCCUCAUUAUACUGAUCCUCCUCAUCGUCUGCUUCAUCAAGAGGAGUCGUGGGGGCAAAUACCCAGUCCGUGACAAAAAAGAUCUCCCCUUGGAUCCAGUAGAUCAGAAAGACCAGGAUGGAUCCUUUGACUACCACAGCGAUGAGGACAACAAGCCUCUCCAGGGCAGCCAGACAUCGCUGGAUGGCAACGUGAAGGAAAGUGACGACAGUCUGGUGGACUACGGCGAAGGUGGCGACGGCCAGUUCAAUGAGGAUGGCUCUUUCAUUGGCCAGUACACAGUGAAGAAGGACAAGGACGAAACGGAGGGCAAUGAGAGCUCUGAGGCCACCUCACCCGUCAAUGCCAUUUACUCGCUAGCGUAGCGUAGUAGCAGCACACUGGGGAUGCGGUUGCACCCUCUGAUUUGAGAGCGUUACGACAAACCACAACACCAUACACCGGACACAAACACACACACAAAUAUAUUAAUAUAUGAAACACAUUAAGGAACACAGCAGGGCCUGUCUGGAGACUGUGUAGGCUUCCCUCUGCAGAUACAGUAACAGGGGAACACACGAGUGGAAUUAGACCACAAGCCUUUAUUUUAGUUUCCAGCUCUAAGAAACUGGCCCACUGGAGGUGACAUUUGGACAAAGAGGACAGUACUCGUUCUCCUCUGCGCUCUGCCUGCCCUUACACAGACUUGAAGUGUGCCUUCGGGACAGCUUUCAGCAUUUGGAGGCAUCACCAAGCGUUCUUUAGAGAUUUUUCUUUGGUUUGUUUCUGCUCCGAACAUUUUCAGUGCCCCAGCUCUCCUUCCUGAUAACACCCCUCAUACCUCUGUGUAGCAUCCCAGUAAAGUACACACAAGAGGUCCCUGACACACACAUAUACACACACACACACACACACACACACACACACACACACAUUGGCCCCGUCCUGUAACAUAUCAGCUUCUAACCAUUAAACUCAACAGGAUGCCGGCAGAUAUGUUUAUCAUAUUGAUAUUUACGCAAUGAAAGAUUUUAGUUUUUCCACAGCUGGUAGACGAGUCAUUGAACCUUAAUGAGUGCUGUAUACAGUCCUGGCACACAUUUUAGUGCCCUGCAAAACUAUGCACUGUCACCUCCUCCAUUCCAUUUUGGGUUUAAUCUGGUUAGUAGAAGUACACAUUUUAGGUUUCUUUUUUACCACUUGCAGGCUCAAUCACAUGCUUUUAUUCACUUUGCCUUGUACAAUGUGGUAGACAUGUUUUUCUUACCUCUAAUCCAAUGUUGUAGUGGCCGCCAUGAGAGAAGUUAUUUUGGCCACAAGCACCAAGCUCUGCUACAGUAUGUUGUUACUGAAUCCCAUUUUUAAAAAGAUAAUGAGUAUUAUUUUGGAGCAUGUUAUUAACUUAGUGCAAGAGAAAUGGAAGGCAACAGAGAGGAGAGUUAGUUUUGCUUGAGAAACAUCAGUAGACCACAACCUAGUGAGUUCCCUAGUUAGCAUGCUGGCUAAUGCUGCAUUCAUGUCAAAUGGGAACAACAGUUGGUUGACUGUUGUACGCUUGUAAGUUCCUUUUUACGUUGGUUUCUUAGUUGUGACACACAUGAAUAAGUGAUCAGAACUUUUGAAAGUAUGUUUUAUACCAAACCAGACAACAUUAAUGAAAUGUGGUGAUCACGAAAAAAGAUCAGACAUUUCAGGCUGUUACUCUGUGUUGUUAUUCAGGCUGGGGGGGGGGUUAAAAAAAAAAAAAAAAAGGA